UCCUUGUGAUUUUAUAUUUUCAGAAUCAUGUCUGGUCUCAUUGGAGACAGGAGACAGAACUUGGUUUUCAGGGUAGAAUCCUGUCUAGAGGAUCCCAAAGAGGAUCUUUUACUCUCUUAUAGGGAGGAUAAUAGAAGAUGUUUUGUUGAUCUACUAGCCGAGGAUGGUAUUGACAUCAACCAACCGUAUUCACAAGAAAAGGAAAAAACUAUUCUUGAGAUUUGUGUUGAAGAAGGAAAAUCAGAUUAUGUGGGAGAACUCCUGAGAAGAAAAGAUAUUAACCCAUCUCCUCAUAAUCCGGUUACAAAAAGAACUCCACUUCAUAUUGCUGCUGAGAAGGGCUAUGGGCAUAUUGCUAGACUUCUGUUAGACAGUGGAGCAGAUGUAAAUGCUAAGGAUGAAGGAGGGAACACUCCCUUACAUAUUGCAGCUCUUAGAUGUUCAGCUGGUUGGAGUUCAGGAAAUGAACAGGAACAGCUUCAGCAGCAAUUUGUAAACAUUGUUCAUCUGCUAUUAGAUAGAAAAGGGCUACCAGAUCUAGAAAACAAGUUUGGUAUAACUCCUCUGUUUUCUGCUGCGGAGAAAGGAACGGCUGCAGUUGUUAAAAUCUUGCUAAGAAAAGGAUGUUGUGUGAGUGUAGAAGUUGACGGAGAAACUCCAGAAGAAUUUAUAAAAUCAAGAAUGCCAGAAAUUGAAAAGGAAAUUAAGCCAUGGAACCGAACUUUAAGCAGUAGCAUUGAAUCCAGGCUCUUUAAGGCACUCUACAAUGAAAUCAGUACGCGAGGAUCUUUCUUACAAACAACCUCGAGUCUGUCAACCUCCGUUGGUGUUAACUGGAAUAGUGACGACGGAAAUCAUACUUUCCUGCAGUAUGCAUGUGAUCAUGGAUACGAUGAUAUUGUUAAAUAUCUUCUAGAAAAGGGCGGCGACCCUAACGGGGUGUGUAAGAACAAUUUGUACCCUCCCCUUGUACUCGCAGGUCAUCAUGGGUACUUCAAGGUUAUAAAGGUAUUUAAGCGGAGGUUUCUGGAGCAAGGAUCCCUCGUAGAUUUCUCCGGGACGGAUAAUAACGCUAGAAAAGAAAACAUUCUUCACAAAGUUCUCAAGGAAUAUAUUUCUGCAACAUGGAUUUUUCAAUACUCUUGUUAAUCUAAUCAAUAAAUAGCAAAUCAUAUU
Messenger RNA from Eurytemora carolleeae, 1176 nucleotides. Its product is annotated as tankyrase-2. Bases 28 to 1149 code for a protein of 373 amino acids. The transcript has 13 exons. NCBI's taxonomy places the organism in Eukaryota, Metazoa, Arthropoda, Copepoda, Calanoida, Temoridae. The record is from RefSeq and is a predicted model, not a curated record. Gene Ontology annotation, molecular function: protein binding.